CCUCCGCGACCUUUCACCCCUACGGUGCGCUGUAGCGUCCAUGCUGCCUGGCUGUGGCUCGCGUGUGCUGCUAAACUUGCUGGUCCCUUCAAAAACCCCCAACGUCCGUGCUCUCCGCUUGUCGUCUCGACUUCUUGGGACCAUGGCUUACCAAACCAUCGAGAGAGGAGCACCCAACACCCUGGACUAUCGGAUUUUCUUCAAGGGACCAGAAGGGCCAGUCUCACCAUUUCAUGACAUCCCACUGUUCUCCAACUCUGAGAACAAGACCUUCAACAUGGUGGUAGAGGUGCCUCGCUGGACUAAUGCCAAGAUGGAGAUUGCCACCAAGGAGAAACUGAACCCCAUCAAGCAGGAUGUGAAGAAGGGGAAGCUGCGUUAUGUGGCCAACUGCUUCCCGCAUAAAGGCUACAUCUGGAACUACGGCGCACUACCACAGACAUGGGAAGACCCAAACUGUAAGGAUGAGUCCACUCAGUGUAUGGGGGACAACGAUCCCAUCGAUGUCUGUGAAAUUGGCCAUAGGGUCAAGAGAAGAGGAGAGAUUGUUCAGGUUAAAGUCCUUGGCACUCUGGCUCUCAUAGAUGAAGGUGAGACAGAUUGGAAGCUGAUAGCAGUUGAUGUGGAGGACCCAAUGGCUAAAGAAAUGGACGACAUACAAGAUGUAGAGAAGAAGUUCCCAGGACUGCUGACAGCUACAGUUGAGUGGUUCAAGAUCUACAAGAUGCCUGAUGGAAAGCCACCAAACACGUUUGCUUUCAAUGAUGAGGCCAAGAACAGGGACUUUGCCCAUAAAAUUAUAGAAGAGACACACCAACACUGGAAGGCACUUAUCAACAAAACUGUUAAGGACACCAAAGGCCUUGCAAUUGCUAAUGUGUCUGUUAAGGACAGUGCAGAAAUGAUAUCUGCUGCAGACGCCCAGGCUACUGUUGACGCCAGCCCUGAACUACAACCUGCUGAAGAAACAGAUUCAGCAGCAAUUGACAAGUGGUACUUCAUCGACUUGAAGAACAAAUCUGUGCUGUAAACAAGGUCAAGAACCUACAAGGACAUCUACUGUCCAAGAUGUCAUCCUUGAAGCUGUUGCUUUUUAAGAUCAAAACAGUUUUGUCAGAAAUGAGUCAACUGUACUGUCAUCACUUUGAAUUCCGUCUUCUUUGUAAAUCCGCAUCCCUGCUGUUGUUGAGUCGUGUUCAAUUGUCUAGUGUAAUUACCUCUCUGAGGUACACAGUAACAUAACUAACAUUUAUGUUGUACAUUGUACAAUAAAGUCUGAUGGUCCACAA
This is a messenger RNA of Branchiostoma belcheri (Belcher's lancelet), 1289 nucleotides long. Its product is annotated as inorganic pyrophosphatase-like. Gene Ontology annotation, cellular component: cytoplasm. Gene Ontology annotation, molecular function: inorganic diphosphate phosphatase activity; magnesium ion binding. Bases 41 to 1030 code for a protein of 329 amino acids. The transcript is spliced from 12 exons. The record is from RefSeq and is a predicted model, not a curated record. Gene Ontology annotation, biological process: phosphate-containing compound metabolic process. Lineage: Eukaryota; Metazoa; Chordata; Leptocardii; Amphioxiformes; Branchiostomatidae.